Molecule: messenger RNA, 545 nt
Organism: Peromyscus leucopus (white-footed mouse)
Lineage: Eukaryota; Metazoa; Chordata; Mammalia; Rodentia; Cricetidae
Product: ubiquinol-cytochrome-c reductase complex assembly factor 3
Exons: 2
Coding region: 73-348 (91 amino acids)
Biological process (GO): mitochondrial electron transport, ubiquinol to cytochrome c; mitochondrial respiratory chain complex III assembly
Cellular component (GO): mitochondrial inner membrane
Source: RefSeq, a predicted model, not a curated record
GGUGAGACGUCCUGGCUCCGUUCUAGGCUGCGGGAGGAUGCGGAGGGCGCCUCGUUGGUAAUAUGGUCGGCCAUGGAUAAGGUUCGUAAAACACUGGUGGCGGUUGCCGUGCUAGGCGCGGGUGCUGGCGUGGGCUCCACUCUGUUUGCUCUUGUGGUCCCAGGAGAACUACAGAAGCAGGCAAUGCUGCAGGAGAUGCCGGAACGGGACCCGCAGCGCAGGAACGAAGCUGUCAGGACCAAGGAACUAGUGAUGGCUACCCUGAAGAAAGCGGCGGCCACGGAGGAGAACGUGGCCUGGAGGAAGAACUGGACCGCAGCAGUUAGCGGAGGCAGCGGGUCAGAGUGACACAAGAGCUUGCGGGUGGGCGCCGGGACCUCCGAGACGUGGAGGCACGAUUCAGGAUAACACAGGACUCUACCAGGCACUGCGAGCUGCAGUCCGUGAGCGCGUUAACGUGCACAUCACGUGACAGGACCGAGACCCGGGUCGGAUGUGUAGAACCAGAGGAUCUAAUAAAUAAUCCAGUUCUUCCGUUAAAUUGA